This is a messenger RNA of Cucumis sativus (cucumber), 1823 nucleotides long. Its product is annotated as protein SCO1 homolog 2, mitochondrial. The coding region runs from base 393 to 1199 and encodes 268 amino acids. Gene Ontology annotation, biological process: mitochondrial respiratory chain complex IV assembly. The transcript has 7 exons. NCBI's taxonomy places the organism in Eukaryota, Viridiplantae, Streptophyta, Magnoliopsida, Cucurbitales, Cucurbitaceae. The record is from RefSeq and is a predicted model, not a curated record.
AAGGAACCUGAAAAAUAAAAAUGGGAGAAAGUGAUUUUUGAUUGAGCUGCUCUCAUUUUAAGUAUUAUUAUAUUCCAUCUUGGUUGGAGUUAGGGGGAGGAAGCCAUAGUCCGUGUCGGCAUCGAACUCCGAUUAGUCAAGGUCAGGGAAGCGUUGCAUUUGCCGGAGGAACAUCAAAAUUUCGUAUUGCAUACAUUCAUAUCCUCAAAUGUCAAAAUCUAUGCGGAUUUUGAUACUUUUAGGAGGUAAACGACCUUGGGGAGCAAGGCAACUCCGGAGGGUAAAUACCCCAAGCUGACUUUCAAUCAAUUUCAUUACCGAUUGACAUGGGUUUUUGGCUCAACCCACGAUUCUUCAUAACCUCCUAAUAAAGCCCCUUCACUCAACAAACAAUGCUCACUUUUCGCUCUAUUUUCUCAACCUCCAAACAUCACUCCCGUCAGGCUCCAUCUGUAUUUCAAAGGUUACAUCCAUCAAUUAGCGUUCUGUCCUGCAAAUGUUCCACAUCAUCAAAAUACAGCAAGGAAAGACCUGAAGUUCCUCUUCUAUCCGCAGAUGGACAUACUUCUUCUUCAUGGACUACUUAUAUCAUUCCAGCUGCGGUGAUGGGUUUUGUUGGGUUAGCAGCCUUUGUACAUUAUAACGAUGAGAGAAGAGCUGUCUUGAAAGGACAGGGAAACACGUGCGAAAACAUAGUUAAAGGACCAGUUAUUGGGGGCCCAUUUUCUCUUAUCGAUACAGAGAAAAGAAAUGUAACAGAGAAAGAUCUUCGGGGGAACUGGACUCUGCUCUACUUUGGAUACACUUCGUCUCCUGAUGUUGUGCCAGAGCAACUCCAGAUUAUGUCCAAGGCUAUAGACAUAUUAGAAUCUAGACAUAAAUUCAAGGUUCUACCUAUAUUCGUGACAAUUGAUCCACAACGGGAUAACCCAUCACAUCUUCGUGCUUAUCUUAAAGAGUUCGAUUCAAGAAUUAUAGGACUAACUGGGCCAGUUGCAGCAGUAAGGCAAAUGGCACAGGAAUACCGAGUUUACUUUAAGAAGGUUGAGGAGGAAGGCAAUGAUUAUCUUAUCGAUACUUCACACAAAAUGUAUUUGUUGAGUCCAAACCUGGAGGUUUUGAGAUGCUUUGGAAUGGAGUACAAUGCUGAAGAGGUUUCACAAGCCAUACUGAACGUACUUCAGAAAACUCCUCAAUAACGCCCUACAGGUCUUCAACUUCUCUCCUAUGCAUUCCUAUUUGUUCUAAAUUUCUUUUUAGUCAUCCAGUAAAGCACUUGAGACGUCGGCUUAACAUUAUUACCUGAAUUUGAACCCUUUAGAAGUCCAUUCGUAGUACAAUACGGUAAACAGAAAAGGCAAUUUUUUUGUUCAGCAAUUGUUUCAACUUUAUAACUUGGGUAUAGAAUCACUAUAAUCCGUUGAACUCUCCAGCUUGCUUGAUUAUGAUUCUUUGAUUUAAAGAUGGUUCGACUGCAGUCUUGAACCUCUUCUUUCAUUUCUUUGUCUGCAAUAUAAAAUAAACGGGAAAUCACUAUCCUCUCAGACCACGUAUCUCAAUUCUCGACCUGUUAGGUUCUUCAUUGGUAAAUCUUUGAUCUAGAGCUUGUAGGAGAAGCAGGAAUACCCAUAGAAGAUGAUGAUUUUGUUGGUCCUAAAGUACUGUAAUGAAUGAAAUGCUGAUUGAUUUGAUUUCAUAAUACUUCUACUAUAAGAAACUUUAUUUUGGCUUAGUUUGGUUUUGGAUUGAUGGAGAGAAAUUACUGUAGGGGCAAGAAUGUUGUGUUUACUUGAAAAUGUAUCAACAUCUAUAGCCACACCUAA